Molecule: messenger RNA, 2605 nt
Organism: Vollenhovia emeryi
Lineage: Eukaryota; Metazoa; Arthropoda; Insecta; Hymenoptera; Formicidae
Gene: Art7
Product: protein arginine N-methyltransferase 7
Exons: 9
Coding region: 87-2201 (704 amino acids)
Biological process (GO): peptidyl-arginine methylation
Molecular function (GO): protein-arginine N-methyltransferase activity
Source: RefSeq, a predicted model, not a curated record
AGGUAUCUUCCAAGUAAAAAAAAUUGAAAUAAGGCCAGGCGUUUAAAUGAAUCUCCCAUCUUGCCGGGCGUACGUUUCAAUUUUAAAUGUUAAGAGCUGGUUUCGCCACUGCAAUAAGAGCAUUGCCUAAUCGAAACAUGAGUAUAUUCACGCAGUGUUUGAAUCCCCUCACCGGCGUUGCCUCGUGGGAGGAAAAGGACGAAUACUACGAUUAUCAUCAAGAAGUGGCUAGAUCCGCCUUCGCAGACAUGCUGCAUGAUCACGAACGAAAUGAGAAGUAUUACUUCGCCCUCAAAGCCGCUAUUGAGAAAAAGCACCAGGCCGGUGAAGAGGCCAACGUUCUCGACAUAGGCACUGGGACAGGCUUGCUGUCGAUGAUGGCUGCCAGAUGCGGGGCAGACACUGUAACGGCGUGCGAGGCUUUCAAACCAAUGGCGAAUUGCGCGGCAAAGAUAAUUAAGGAGAACGGCUUCGAGGAUAGAAUUAAGUUGAUUCGCAAGCGGUCUACGAAGAUGACGGUGGGCGAGGGUGGUGACAUGUCGAAACGCGCGAAUAUUCUAGUCACCGAGGUGUUCGACACCGAGUUGAUCGGCGAGGGAGCACUGUCAACGUUCCGUCACGCACACGAGUGUCUUCUCGAGGAAGACAGCAUAGUCGUGCCGCAUUGUGGAACGGUGUGGGCGCAGGUAGUCGAGAGCGCCAAAGUCUGUGCUUGGAACCGAGUGAAGCCCAUUGAGAACGGAGAAAUGUUGGUUGACGCUCCACCGACUAUCCAAGCGUGCUCCGGCGCUGCAGCUGUGCACGACAUGCAACUAUCACGUCUCCCUCGCGACACUUUUGUGCCUUUACUGCCAGCACAGCCUAUCUUCAGGUUUGACUGGUCUGGCAAGAAACCUUUGUUGAACAACGAAAAAGUAUCAGUGCUAACGCAACCGAUAACAAGCGGAACCGCACAUGCGAUCUUCAUGUGGUGGGACCUGAACAUGGAUACGGAUAAUCAGAUAUUACUGAGUUGUGCACCUGUAUGGGAACAUCCGGACGUAUCUAAUGACAUGAAGAAAGAUGCCUCGUGUUUGCAAAGGAUGGCGGAUUCGAUACCGUGGCGGGAUCACUGGAUGCAAGCUGUCUAUUACCUUCCGGAAGAAAUAUCCAUCACGCACGGUGUCGAGGUCAAUCUUAUCGGUUAUCACGAUGAAUAUUCCUUCUGGUUUAAAUUACUGAAUGGGCCUAUAGAUGAGAUUCCAGAUUGCCAGAGGCCCGAGUGUAAUUGCUGGGCACACAUCGCGUACUCGCGGACGCGUAUUGGUCAAUUAAACGACACAGUUCGUAAUCAGAAAUACCUGCAAGCUAUGCGGAAGAAGAUCACUUCGAGUAGCGUCUGCCUUUGCGUCUCGGAUGGUUGCCUGUUGGCUCUCGCGAUUGCAAGAAUGGGCGCAAAGGUGUUCCUGUUGGAGCAGAAUUUCCUGUCGCGUAGAACCAUGGAGAUGUUCGUGCAGGCGAACGGGUUCUCCGAUCGAGUAAAGAUUGUCGAGUCGGUCGACGGUCUGCCGGAGGCGAGCGAAAUCGACUUUAUUUUUGGCGAGCCGUAUUUCCUGAGCUCUAUCGUGCCGUGGGAAAAUCUGCGAUUCUGGUAUCUCGCCUCCAGAUAUCCAUCGAGUAUCGCGAGGAUGCCGGUCGCGGCGGCGGUAAAGGCCGUCGCAGUCGAGUUUAAGGAUUUGCAGAAAAUAAGAGCUCCUCUCGGCACUUGCGAGGGUUUUGAUCUCUCGUCUUUCGACAGGCUCAUUCAAGCGUCUAGCGAGAAAAGUGACAAUUCCGUAGAAGCGCAGCCACUCUGGGAGUAUCCUUGCAAGGCAUUAUCUUCGUCCUUCGAUAUUAUAAAACUCGAUCUAACACGGAACGUAAAUUUCGACGAGCGCAAGAGAUUAACGGGAGAGAUUCCGAUUUUAGACUGCGGCUCCUGCAAUGGCGUCGUUAUAUGGGUGGAUUGGCAAUUGGACUCGGAUACGUCAGUAUCUUGUGGUCCAAUUGAAGAAAUAGUACCUGGCAAGUGUGUGUCCUGGGAUCCCUACACGAGACAAGGCGUACAUCUAUUUCGUAGAGUGUCCAACGUUACGAAAGAAAGCAAGCUUUCGUGGUCGUUCACCUUUGUCCCACAUAACGGUGAAGUAGAAUUCGAAUUUAAUGUAUUGACAAAUGAUUGAUUGCAUUGAUGGUACAACGAUUGUUUGUUUAAGUGCGUUUGAUAUUUGCAAAAUAUUAAACUGUUUUAAUAUUGGUUUCUCAUUAAAGAGUGUUUAAAACAUUAAGGCAAAAUUAUAGAAACGAAAUUUUAUGAUACGAUGAAUGAUGUCAGGGUUAUCUUCGCCCAAUAGAAAUAUGCAUGUUUAGGGCUCAGUUCUAGCGAACUAGCCCGGGCAUCGAGAGAGAUAGGUUGUUCGUGACAUCUUGCUUAAAAUAAUAAAUGACUAUUAUUUUUUUUAAUAAAUAUUAAAAGAGAGUUUAAUAUUGCAACUAUAUUGCGUUGAAUAAACUUCUUCGAGCCGCUAGAGUAUCCCUCCAAAGAGUUUACUCUGUAACUGUAGUAUAAAUAGAAAAUUUAUUGAAA